Molecule: messenger RNA, 372 nt
Organism: Entrophospora sp. SA101
Lineage: Eukaryota; Fungi; Glomeromycota; Glomeromycetes; Entrophosporales; Entrophosporaceae
Source: the annotation of a GenBank genome assembly
UUUGCAAAAGAUUUUUUGCCUCAAAAUGGCAAUUAUCCAGGGUGUGAAUUUCAGAAUAAUUGUAUGGCAGAGCUUACUCUUCAAUUGGCAAUAAUAUUAAUUGGCAAACAAACAGUUGGUCACAUUCGAGAAGUUUAUAUUCCAAGAUCAACAAUUUCGAAAAAUAAUAGCAAAAGGGACAUGUACAAAAACAAAGAAGUUCCACAAUGGGCUCAAGAUGAUAGUUUAACCAAACCUAAUAAUGUUAGAGUUGAAUACGAGGAAAUGGUUAUACAAUUUGGUUUUCUUGCACUGUUUGGAAUAGCAUUUCCUUUAGCUCCUGUGUUUGCAUGUAUUAAUAAUAUGAUAGAAAUCAGAUCAGAUGCUAUAAAA